This is a messenger RNA of Dreissena polymorpha, 2437 nucleotides long. RefSeq lists its product as uncharacterized. The transcript is spliced from 12 exons. Gene Ontology annotation, molecular function: CoA-ligase activity. Bases 224 to 2074 code for a protein of 616 amino acids. The record is from RefSeq and is a predicted model, not a curated record. Lineage: Eukaryota; Metazoa; Mollusca; Bivalvia; Myida; Dreissenidae.
CAUAUAAAUAGCUAACCGAGUAAACUUACUUCGCGUGAACUCGAUGUCUUUACACACAGUUAUAUCCCGUUCAAUAAACGCAUUUUGGUUUACUUUGGGUCUAGUUCUAUUUGAAAGCUUCUAGGUUUUAAACGUAAAUAAGUACAGCUCAAACCCAGAGAGACAGUAGCUUUGCGUUGGAUUAUUUAAACUAGUCUAUAUACAUGUCAGUGUCACAAGUUAUAUGUGCUUAUAUGUCAGUUUACUUGUGUUCGGCGUUGAAAAGGUUGCGCAGCCGGCAAACUGUAUCUUUAGUUCUUUACAAGCACAACAAACUUUAAGUGCAAGAGGGAAAAUGCGUACGCCUCUGAGUUUUGCAGUGACGCACAGUGUGCUAAUUCUAAGAGAAUGCGAUUUAAACCUACGCCAUGUUAGAACAUUUUCAAGGUUCGCUGCACGAGGGACGUCGACGAAAUGCUUGAACUAUCCGCUUACUGCAUUUCAAAACCGCAGAAAUGUUUCUAUCGGGAGGGACAAGUCGGGUUCGGGAACCAUCUACCGGAGUCCGCUCCCUGCUGUGGAACUUCCGGUGCAGUCCAUCUCGGACUUUAUGUUUUCUCGUUUUAAGAAAUUUGGAAGUACCACAGCUCUGGUCGACCAUGGGACCAGAAGGUCCUACCUGUAUUCCCAACUGGAGGAUUUGUCCAGACGAGUGGGCAGCUUCCUCGCGCGCAAAGGUCUGCGCAAGGGUGAUGUCGUCUGCUACUAUGGAACCAACAAUCCGGAGUUCGCGCUCCUGUUGCUAGGAUGCUCGUCGGUCGGCGUUACCUUGACAACGACCAACCCAGCUUAUACACCGGCUGAGCUGAAGCAGCAGAUGACGAUCAUGGGAUGUAGGACCAUAUUCACCAUCCCUGCCUUGACCGCCAAAUGCAGGGAGGCAGGGUUCGAUGACCUUAUUGUAAUGGGCGGAUCGGAAGGUGGUCGUCCAUUCUCCGACGCCUUAUCCGACGACGGCCGAGCGUUCCCGAGUGACGUCCGAGUCGACCCGAAGGAAGACGUUGCCAUCGUGCCGUUCAGCAGCGGAACGACCGGUCUACCAAAGGGAGUGAUGCUAACACAUUAUAACAUCGUUUCCAAUCUCCUGCAGUUUAGGGGGAUGUUUGUCACAACCCCAGAGGACUGCAAUAUCGCCGUGUUGCCCUUCUUCCACUUAUAUGGGAUGGGACCCGUGUUAAUGGGAACUCUUCAGGACGGUGGCAAGAUGGUCACACUUCCUGCAUUCGACCCGGAGGCCUAUCUCAAUGCCAUUGUUCAACACAAGGCGAGUAUCAUCCACGUGGUCCCGCCCAUGGUUUUGUUCCUUACCCGACAUCCUCUGGUCGCCAAAUUCGAUUUAUCGCGCGUGCGUCAGGUGGUCACCGGUGCCGCGCCGCUAGGGGACGCUUUGACCAAGGAGUUCAUGGAGAAACGGAAGCUGCAGAUCAAACAGGGAUAUGGGAUGACGGAGCUGUCGCCAGUGGCGUCCAUAGACGUUGAGCCGGUAACCAUUGGAACUGUGGGUCCGCUUGUACCAAACUGUGAAGCAAAGAUUCUGGACUUGGACACGGGUGCGAGUCUCGGUCACAAUGAGGUUGGCGAGGUGUGUAUCCGGGGACCGCAAGUGAUGAAAGGUUACCAUGACAACCCGAAGGCAACCAGUCAGAUGAUUGACAAAGAGGGAUGGUUGCACACGGGUGACGUUGGCUUUUUCAGCGACAAAGGCCGCCUCGUGAUUUCAGACAGACUGAAAGAGCUCAUCAAAUACAAGGCAUUUCAGGUCGCGCCAGCUGAACUGGAGGACCUGCUCCACAAACAUCCGGCAGUGCUGGACGUGGCAGUUGUCGCUGCCGCCGACGAAAGGGCCGGCGAGGUCCCACAAGCGUUCGUCGUCAUCCGACCAAACAUGGCGGCGAAGGAGGAGGAGAUCAGAAAGUUCGUUGAUGACCAAGUAUCUGACCAUAAGAAGCUGAGGGGUGGAGUGAAAUUCCUGAAAGAAAUCCCAAAGUCGCCCAGCGGGAAAAUACUGAGACGACUUCUAAAAGACAUGAAGUAGAUGUCACAAGAAGUGUUAUAUUUCACCUUCAAUCUGGGAAAACGCUGUUUAAAUGCAUGAGCGUAUAGUGUCGUAACAGAAUAGCCUUUGCAGUCCGCACAGGUUUAUCUGGGACGACAAUUUAUGCACAUGCAUACAAACUCACAGAGCGAGGCUCAUUUUAUAUUAUCAUUCUUUGCAAAUAGUUGGAUGUGCAAUGAAGACAUCCUAUGAUAAGCUUCAAACUGUAUAGUUUGAAAAACUUUAUGAUGAGUAAAUCUGUAAAAAAAAAUCAGGGUGAUUCGUAAUAAACAUAUAUGUAUUUAUGUCCAUUUAUGUCCUAUUAACAUUUCUAUUAAAAUAAAAUCUAGAGCUACUGAGUGA